Messenger RNA from Electrophorus electricus (electric eel), 4231 nucleotides. RefSeq names its product collagen, type XXVIII, alpha 2a (gene col28a2a). The record is from RefSeq and is a predicted model, not a curated record. NCBI's taxonomy places the organism in Eukaryota, Metazoa, Chordata, Actinopteri, Gymnotiformes, Gymnotidae. Gene Ontology annotation, molecular function: serine-type endopeptidase inhibitor activity; extracellular matrix structural constituent conferring tensile strength. Gene Ontology annotation, biological process: extracellular matrix organization.
AUGUGUCCCGAGCUGAGCUGGCUGCUCUUGCUGGCUGGCUUCGUUGGUGUCUGCACGCAGGAGUACUACGAGGAAAGGACAGUUGGGAAGAGAUCCAGGGUCAAAGGGCAUCCUGUGGCCUUUUCACAGAAACAUGAUGGACGAUCGGCCUUUCUGGAAGACGACUGUGGCCUGGAUUUGGUGCUCCUGGUGGACAGCUCGGAGAACGCCAAGGGCCACCACCAGCAGGAGAAGCAGUCGGCCAUGGCCAUUGUGGAGGGCUUGCGGAACAUCCGCCCAGAGACAGGCCACAGACUGAGCUGGCGAGUGGCCCUCCUGCAGUACAGCAGCCAUGUUGUGACUGAACAAACGCUGAAGCAAUGGAGGGGAAUGGACAGCUUUGAAAGCAGAAUCACCCCUAUGGUCUACAUAGGCCACGGCACCUACACCACCUACGCCAUUACCAACAUGACGAAAAUCUUCAUGGAGGAGUCCAGUCCAGAGAGAAUCAAGAUUGCACUGCUGUUCACGGACGGGGUGGCACACCCGAGGAACCCCGACAUCUUCUCUGCCACGGCUGAUGCCAAGAACCAGGGAGUGAGGUUCUUCACCAUCGGCAUUACCCACACCGCCAACGAGCCGGCCAACGUAGCCCAGCUGAGGCUGCUGGCCAGCACACCUACCUCACGCUUCCUCCACAGCCUGCUGGAUAUAAACGUCACGGAGAAGAUCCUCACUGAGAUUGCUCAGCUUGCUGAUGAAGGGUGUCCCAAGGUUGAGAAAUGCGCAUGUGAGAAGGGUGAGAAAGGACCUGUAGGCCCAGCUGGAAAGAAAGGUCGCCCAGGAGAGGAUGGAGCUCCUGGUCCCAAAGGUCAAAAGGGUGAGAGUGGGCUGAGUGGACUUUCUGGUCGUGAUGGCACAGAAGGGAAACCUGGCUACAAAGGAGAGAAGGGAGACCGAGGUGAAUGUGGCACACCGGGAAUCAAGGGUGAUAGGGGUCCAGAGGGUCCUGUUGGCACAAGAGGAAACAGAGGUUUGCAGGGUUUACCAGGACCACAGGGUGACAUUGGACCAGAAGGGUCACAGGGAAAGAAGGGUGAGCGUGGUCCACCUGGCCCUCCAGGCCUCCAGGGCGAAACAGGAUUUGGACUUCCUGGGCCAAAGGGUGAUGUGGGACAUCAGGGCAGACCAGGUCCUCCUGGCCCACCAGGAAUUGGAGAAUCAGGCCCCCCUGGACCUCAAGGUCCACAGGGUGUGCAGGGAGAGAAAGGACCACAGGGAGAAGGAUUUCCUGGACCUAAGGGUGACCGAGGACCCGAGGGGCCAAGGGGGCCAAGGGGACAGCCAGGCGUUGGAAUUAAAGGAGAGAAGGGUGAGUUUGGGCCUCCGGGUCCCACAGGUCCAGUAGGCCUCCCUGGGCUCGGCAUCCAGGGAGAGAAGGGUGUGGAAGGUCCAAGGGGGCCUCCAGGAAACAGAGGCCCCCCAGGAGAGGGCCUUCCUGGACCAAAGGGUGACCAAGGAUUACCAGGAGAGAUUGGCAGCCCAGGAGAGAGAGGGAUCGGAGAGCCAGGACCAAAGGGUGAGCCAGGUGCGUCAGGACUGGCAGGCUUACCUGGGCUUCCCGGAGAAGAUGGUGCUCCAGGCCAAAAGGGUGAGCCUGGCAUACCAGGACUGAGGGGACCAGAAGGAGCAGCAGGAAUUGGCACACAAGGAGAAAAAGGAGACCAAGGUCAGCGUGGUGUCAGAGGAUUACCAGGCCCACCUGGAAUUUCCGGUCCCUCUGGGGCCAAGGGAGAACCUGGAAUGCCAGGGCGACUAGGCAUGCCAGGACUUCCUGGGCGUGCUAUCGCAGGACCGAAGGGUGAUUUUGGACCUCCUGGUCCUCCUGGGCCAAUUGGGGAAACAGGCUAUGGGCUGCCAGGUCCAAAGGGUGAACGUGGCAGUCCAGGGCCUCCUGGUCCUUUUGGGCCAAAAGGUGAAGGAUUUCCAGGACCAGCGGGUCCUGCCGGUCUCCCAGGUCUUCCAGGUGAUCCCGGGCCAGAGGGAAUCGGUUUCCCUGGACCAAAGGGCAACGUCGGCUUCAGAGGGUUACCUGGUCUGCCAGGCCCACCAGGUGAAGGGCUGCCAGGACCACCAGGCAACACAGGAAGAUCAGGGCUGCCAGGACCAGCUGGGCCCCCAGGAGAGGGAAUUCAAGGACCUAAAGGAGACCAGGGGCCUCCAGGUGUCACUGGACCAAGGGGACCAUCAGGGGAGGGACUCCCAGGUGCUAAGGGAGAUAGGGGUCAGCAGGGAGAAAGAGGAAUGAAGGGAGUCAAGGGUGACAUGGGUGAUUCAGGGGAAUCCGGGCAACCUGGAAGACCUGGAACAAAAGGAGAAAUGGGCCUCACUAGAGAAGACAUCAUUAAACUAAUCAAAGAGAUUUGCGGAUGUGGCAUCAAGUGUAAGGAGAGGCCUAUGGAGUUAGUGUUUGUGAUUGACAGCUCAGAAAGUGUGGGCCCUGAGAACUUUGAGAUCAUAAAGGACUUUGUCACAGCGCUGGUGGAUCGCGUCACCGUAGGCCGCAACGCCACCCGGAUUGGCCUCGUCCUCUACAGCCUGGACGUGCACCUGGAGUUCAACCUGGCACGCUACAUGACCAAGCAGGAUGUCAAGCAGGCCAUCAGGAAGAUGCCCUACAUGGGUGAAGGGACCUACACAGGCACUGCCAUCCGCAAGGCCACGCAGGAAGCUUUCUACAGCGCCCGCAGUGGCGUCCGCAAAGUGGCCAUCGUCAUCACUGAUGGGCAGACGGAUAAGAGAGAACCUCUGAAGCUGGACAUCGCUGUACGCGAGGCCCAUGCUGCUAAUAUUGAGAUGUAUGCUCUUGGCAUCGUCAACACAUCGGACCCCACUCAGGUUGAGUUCCUUAAGGAACUUAACCUCAUUGCUUCUGACCCAGACAGCGAACACAUGUUCCUCAUUGAUGACUUUAACACCUUGCCUGCUUUGGAAUCUAAGCUUGUAAGCCAGUUUUGUGAGGAUGAGAACGGAGCACUCAUCUACAACCGUAUCACCAAUGGUGUCAACGGGCACAAUGGAUACAAAUAUAACGGCUUUCAUAACCAUGCAGAUGUCUUUUAUGGGAAUAAUGGUUAUGGAAAUGGACACCAGAAAGAGCUGGAAAGAACCCAGGCUAACAGUCAGAGCCAUGUCAGAAGCAGAGGAGACACAUUCCCGUUACCAAUCGAUCCUGCUCCUCUUAAUACUCGGGUUGUGGUGGAGGAAGACUACUAUGAAGGACAGGAUUUAGACGUAAGGUCUCGUGUACAAGUGGGCAACAAAGUAACUGUUGUCAAUAAAACGCCUGUCCCACCUGUAAAGCCUGUGGAUGAGGGCAUCAAAAGUCCUACCUCCCAUGUGUCAACAUCAUCACUACCAUCAUCAUCAUCAUCAUCAUCAUCAUCAUCUUCAUCAUCUUCGUUCUCCUCCUCAUCAGGAACCAUCACAUCUACUUCAGUUUCCCAUCCUGUUAUAAUCAAAGUUCCUCUGGAGCCGCGCUGCUCCCUGAACUUAAGCCAGGGCUCCUGCAGAACCUACGUUAUUCGCUGGUACUAUGACAAACAGGCAAACGCCUGUGCGCAGUUCUGGUACGGUGGCUGUGAUGGCAACAAUAACCGCUUUGACUCAGAAGCUGACUGCAAGAAAACUUGUGUUCUCACAAGUACAGUGAGCUAAAAUGGAUAACAAAAUUAUACAUAAUUUUUUAUGCCAUGCUAAAGAAGUAGUUCAUGUGAUGCUCACCGAAUCAAAGUAAUCAUCUGCAUUCUCAAGUAAAGAGAACAAUAUCAUUAUUUCAGCAAGUACAGAAAAUGUUGGUUCCUUAACAAAAGAAAAUAAAUCAUGAAAGGACAGACUACAAUGCUGACAUGUUAUUUUUAAAUAUACCUACCAGCGCUACCAGCGCAUCCGAAGAUAUACCUCAUGCACAUCUUUUUCUUGAUGCCCAGUACUGGUUUUCUGCACUGUAUUUUUACGUUCUGUCAAUGUUUACCUUGUAUAAAUAUUAAGAUAUGUUUUCAUAUGUAACACACAGUACAGGUAAAAUGCCACACAUUAUGACCUAAAACAUCAUGGAACUCCUGUAUAGUAUAGUCAUUAUGAUAAAUCUAAUGCUUAAUUCACUUAAUAAUGGAUUAAGUAAUUUGAUUACACUCUUACUUUUGAAUUGUUCAGUAUCGGUCAAUUGAAACAUCUUAUUGUAACUAUGAUU